This is a messenger RNA of Bradysia coprophila, 3961 nucleotides long. Its product is annotated as coiled-coil domain-containing protein 6. The record is from RefSeq and is a predicted model, not a curated record. NCBI's taxonomy places the organism in Eukaryota, Metazoa, Arthropoda, Insecta, Diptera, Sciaridae.
AAAAGAGAAGUACAACAAAGUGUCAUCCUAAAAAAAUUGUUGAGGCGGACGAAUUCAUUGCUUGAUUUUUUGAUUUUUGGAAGAAAUUUGUUUUUUUUUACGGAAAUAAAGAAUCAAAGUAACGAAACUAGGCGGAAAUUGAUUGAAAGCGGUGAGAACAUUGUUUUGUUGUCGUUUAAGAUCCCGAUGAUACCCAGUUAAGAAAUUACGACUGAAAAAGUUAGAAUCUCUGUUUAGUUUUUCGAAGAAAAAAAUUAUCCAGAAAGAGUUAACUCAGCCACGAUGGACAGUCCAUGUGAAUCGGAAAGUUCCUUGGACAGUGGGUCAACAAUGCUUCCGCCGUCUCCCGUUUCCAGGGAACAUCUACAAAAACGAAUCGAAUCGUUGACUCAACAGAACAGAGUUCUUAAAGUAGAGCUAGAGACGUAUAAAAUCCGGGUCAAAGUUUUACAGGAAGAAAAUCGUACACUCCGUCAAGCAUCCGUAACAAUUCAAGCUAAGGCUGAACAGGAGGAAGAAUUUAUAUCGAACACAUUGCUGAAGAAAAUUCAAGCUCUCAAAAAAGAGAAAGAAACGUUGGCUCAUCACUAUGAGCGCGAAGAAGAAUGUCUGACGAAUGAUUUAUCUCGCAAAUUGGAUCAGUUACGGCAGGAAAAGUGUAAGCUCGAACAAACACUGGAACAAGAGCAAGAAUGUUUGGUAAACAAAUUGAUGCGAAAAAUCGAGAAACUCGAGGCCGAAACAUUGGCCAAACAGACCAAUUUGGAGCAGUUGCGUCGUGAAAUGGUUGAAUUAGAGAAUACACUCGAACAGGAACAAGAAGCACUGGUGAAUAAAUUGUGGAAGCGCAUGGAUAAGUUGGAAACUGAAAAGCGGUCACUACAAAUCAAAUUGGAUCAACCGGUGUCGGAUCCAACUAGUGCAAAAGACAUAAAUAGCGAAAAUGGUGAUACGGCUUCGAAUUUAAGUGCGCACAUUCAAACGCUUCGAUCAGAAGUGACAAGACUUCGUAGUAACUUAUCAGCAGCUCAAAAAGAGGCAACGGAAAAGAUGCAACAAUUUGCUCAAGAGGAAAAGUGCAUUCGUGAGGAGAAUUUGCGCCUACAGCGAAAAUUACAAUUGGAAGUCGAACGACGCGAAGCUCUCUGCCGCCAUUUAUCCGAGUCGGAAUCAUCGUUGGAGAUGGAAGAAGAACGAUUUUACAAUGAAAGCGUUUUGGGACAGCGACAGCGUACGAUUAGUAGUCCAGUGCCACAUAGCCCGUCUAGUAGUCGUCCGUUGAGCCCAGGUGGUGGUUUAGGUAGCGGCACACAUUCGAGCCGUUGUUAUUCGUGUGGACAAAUUGUGGGUCGUCGAACCAGUGAACGAUUUAUUAAGCCAGCUAUACCGACACCGGUCGGACUGAACACAUCAGCACCAAAUAUAUUAGCUGCCGGCAGUAACAGCAGUGGAUCAGCAUCACUAAACAAUAGUUUCACAUCAUCGUCCACGUUUCAGUUGCCUAGCAACAAUUGCAUUUCAUUUACUGGCAAUAGUGCAUUCGCUCCAGCUAGUCCAAUGGAUACAUCAGUUUGUAAAGAAUAAUUUCUGAUUAAUUUCCUUCUUUAUUUUUGUCGACCUCAUUCUCCAGCGUAAAGAAAAGCAAACAAUUCGAUCAGUUAAUUUGUUGCGUCGGACUGUUCAUUCAUUGCAUCAAAAACGUAAUCAAAUUUGUUUAUAAAAGACUAGUCAUUGUUAUCCUAUAUGCCUUUUCACAACCAAACACGAGAUAUAACAAAAAAGAAUUCUUUUCAUCUUAAUGCUUAAACACACACACACACACGUCGUAUGUAUCCAUAAAUAUAUAUUACCUUUUCAAAUUUCCUAACUAUUAAUAAAUUCUAAUUAAUUCGUUAAUGAACAGUCCAUUUUGCAUUCGUAAAUAAUAAUGAAAAGAAAGGAAGAAGAAAAUCUUUAAAAAUUGUCCAUUGAAAGGUCGGGUGAAGAGAAUUUUUUUUGUGAUUGUUGAAUCAUUGAACGUCCAAGGCGUUUCGGUGAUUAAAAUUUUACGUUUACUUUCCUUCGAAAAAUAAUUUUGUUAAACAAACGAAAUUUAAGUAAAGGGAAGUAAAUUGAAAAAAAAAAGAGAAAAGAAAUUUUGUUAAAAGAUCUACAUCGAUAAAUUAAAAAUCAAUUUGAGGAAUGAAAACGAAGUAUGGUUUAUUGGUUAUUAAAUUUAUCAUUAUUAAUUAUCAUCAUUAUUAUAUAUUCUUUAAUUGCUAUAUUAAUUAGUGUUGCGUUUAAGUGUAUUAUCAUAAUCUAAUUUGUAUUUUCCUUAUUUUGUUUCUUCGAUUUUCUUACUGUUCAUUUCCACUGAACACACUUCUUCAAUUAUAUUUAAUGUAAUUAACUAACAGAUAGUGAGGCAGACAGAUACAAUCGUUUAUUGAGCUUUGUUACAAUGGGUAGGGUAAUAGCGGAUAUGAUAAGCAGACAGAAUACUUCUAACCUCCCACAACAUUUCUUUAAACAGAUCCCAAGCGUUUAAUAGUGAUUUGUACAACGAGGGAAGAAACGUUGGAAAUUGCAUUUCUAAUGUCUUGUUACCGAUUAAAUGCAAUUUCCAACUUUUUUCCCGAGUUAAACACAACGUUUUUCACAACAAUGGCUCACGAAGUUUCAGCGGUGGGGAGAACUGUUUUCUCGCCUGCGUUGUGAAAAUAAAUUCUUCUAAUACCGGUGAAAACUCUUUAAAGUGAUAUUAUACAGUUAAUGCCAAUCAAAUUUGUGUCUCAUUCAAAGAACACUACUAAGACACCUUCAUACGGGUUUCAUUAUCACUAUCUCGCGGGCCGUAGUUGAAAUAGUUAUUUAAGCAACCGAGUGAUAAAUGUCUUUUUUAGGCACUUAUGUAUGUGCAGAUUGUUACACGACGCCGUAAGCCAAUACAAUACCAAAGCAAUACAAAUCGUGUGCCUAAAAUAGUAAUUAUCCUAAAGGCCUUUUUAUCGAAUGAGAGGAUCCAGCACGAGCCGGAGGAAUCUGAAAUCUAAUUUGAUAAACAAGUCUUUUAACAUAAGUUUAUCCCAGAAUACGUCGGAAAAAGCCGACCAAAUUGCGAUACUUAUACACUAGUUAGGAAAGUUUAACUAUUCGUUACUUAGUUGAGAAAAAAUUAUUUCUUUUGUUCUGGUUUGGGAGCAAUGUCAAAAUGAGCGAAUUUUCAAUUGUUUGAUGUUGCACCCCAAACGUCUCUCAAUCACACAAUAACAUUGUCGUCGAUCAGUUAGACACAAUUUCGGUUGGCAUGGACUGUUCUUUAAGAAUGAAAUUUUCUUUACGUAGCAAAUUUGAUUUUACCUGGAUUGUCAUCUGCCAGAAAUUCUUUUUUACCAUCAUUCGAAGUGUCGACCCUAACAAAAUAAAUCUUUAGAUAGGUUCGUACGACAGGAACAAGUUUCUUCUUUCGAUCGGAAACAGGAGUUCCGUGCCUCGUAGAACAGAUCAUUUUUUUCUCCCUUCUUUACGAUGUGCUUUCAGAAAAGUAUAAAAAGAUUUGAACAAUUUGACACGCAUAUUAAGUUCUGUAUCAUCCGUUUGUUAUUCCAGUAUUGCAUACUAUGCAAAAGCUGGGUUCAUAUACGCCACAUCACAAUACGCUCUGCGCAAUAAUAUUUUUCUCUCACUAAAGAAUUUUCCAUCACUCUUCCUAAAUCUUCGGGAAGCGAAUUUUGAGAUACCAAGUAAUCUUCAUCUUUCUGAAGAGAACUAAAAAAAAUGAAAUAAAAACAACAACAGUCCUCCCAUGGACCUUUUCUGUAUUCAAUCAUCAAUUUCGAUCCAAACCAUUUGAACUGACAUGGGCUGGGCUUUAAUCACCCUCAAGUUGGAACUGGAUGAAUUUUUCCGUAUUCCAACUACAUUUUUUGUUAUGUGAUAUACCUGCAUCUUUAUGUUUGAGUUUUAACCAUAAUUAUUAUCU